AUGCCCAACACCAAGUCUUCUGACAUGGCAGAUUACCAGUCACGCAUAAUAGAGCGCAUACCUGCUACAGUUCCUGACGCGUAUCGCAUGAUACUUGUUGAGACAAUCGAAAAUCUCGUCGAUAAUCCAGGCGACCCUGAAGACACGACGCUCCGCUGGCGCAUCCAGGCCGCCUACCACUCGAACACAGAACCCCAAGCCCACGAGGUUACCGCCAUGGCCCUCUGCUUUGAAUCUGGCGCCCUUGAAGGAGAGCUUCUUGACGCACAGAAGAGAUUCUAUAAUACUCAUCUCGACCUUUACCAGCACCUUCAUGAGUGGACUGUCAGGGGCUUAGCUCACAUGCGGACUGUGCAAAACCGGCGUAGAAAUAUUGCUACUGCGGCUGCUGUCGGAGAGGGUAGUAGCAGCUAUGCUACGGAAAGCACGCUUCUUACUGGCAUAAAGCGCAAGGCUCCCUCAGACGGAGAUUUUCUCUCCAAUGCAAACCCUUCUAAGAAAUCCUCCACCACACCCAUCGACUCCCUUCACGUGGAGAACGAAAAUACUCCUCGACUAAACCAACUUGCCCGCAGCCAGUUCCGAGGACUGAGUGAGGAUCUCGCCUCGCCUGCCGCACCGGACCUCAAAACCACCAACUUCCCCAAACUAUCCCUUCUUAGCGACCAAGUCUUGACAGUCGACACUCCUGAUUCUCCACGAAACAACAACACCAAUCACCCCGCUAGCAUCGCCGCAACAAUGCCAGCCGAAUAUGAUACCGUCACAGCUCCUUCUUUAUCCCAUAAUGAGACCCGCAAGAGCAAAGCUGAGCUCAAUGCCAGGAUUGAUUAUCUUAACACCCGAGCCGUUGACAAGCUCUCUCAUGCAGAGACCCUUCGCAACGAACACUCUUCACUUUCCGACAAACGUAGCCUGAAUGAGGACCCAAUCGAGGGCUUGAACUCCUUUGUCAAUGCCUCUCAUAACCUUAGUUCGCGUGCGAUGCGAUACCACGACAAGGCAAUUCGAGCCACUGGCGAGGCGACCCGUCUCCAAGCCGAUAUUACCAACGCCACCAUGGAUGAGCUUGACAAGCGCAUUUCUCGUCUUGAGAACGUGAUGGUUGGACUUGGACAUCUGGCGCGUAGCCUUCAGAAUAAAUCUUGA
This is a messenger RNA of Colletotrichum truncatum, 1149 nucleotides long. RefSeq lists its product as uncharacterized. The record is from RefSeq and is a predicted model, not a curated record. NCBI's taxonomy places the organism in Eukaryota, Fungi, Ascomycota, Sordariomycetes, Glomerellales, Glomerellaceae.